Molecule: messenger RNA, 691 nt
Organism: Wasmannia auropunctata (little fire ant)
Lineage: Eukaryota; Metazoa; Arthropoda; Insecta; Hymenoptera; Formicidae
Exons: 1
Source: RefSeq, a predicted model, not a curated record
UUCUCAAGAGUUGGUCGACACUAUGCAACGGGAAUACAAUGUCAAAGCGCCGACGGACGAAUACGCGGCUAAUAUACAGCAAUCGAUGCCUCACGAAAGUUUUGACUGGGAAACGGGUAUUACUGAAGCUGUCACGGAAAUGAUACCUAUGAAAGAGGAGGAAGCGAAAGAUUUAACUAUGGAAAUUAAAGCUGAAGUAAUGGGCAAAGAGAUUUUUCAACAAAACAUUUCUACGGAUAUAAUACCUACAACGAAAGCUACUGAUAAGACAAUAAAAGAUUCAAAAGCUGUAAAAGAAGAGAUUACUGAAACAAAGGAAAUUCUAAAAGAUUCCACGAAAGGAGAAACGGAAUUAUCGAAGUGUCCGAGAGUUGAUGAUGUACUAAAAGAAUGGACAGAGACUUAUUUGGCGAAAAUCAAACCUCCCAGUGAGGAAUACAAACGACAUAUGGAAAAGACAACCGAGAAGCACGACAAACCCAGCAAAUCGACGAUCGCUCCUUCCGAUACUUGUGCCUUGAAAAUAAAGAAAGAUGAUCUUCAGAGCGUCGAUUUAAGCGCGCGAUACGCGAUAACGGUACUGGAUCAAGUGGUGAAAAAAGAAAUUGCCGAAGUGAAAGAGUCUUUGGAAGCAGCUAAGCAAGAUUUGAUAGAAGAAUUGAGUGAGAAUAGUCAAACCGUAAUUCAGAUC